GCAAACGAACGAAAGACGAAGUAUUAUUGUCACACAACAACUUAUCAGCUGUCGUCCUUAUAUCAACAACAACAUUAUCAGCUGGGCGCAUCCGACCCUCGGGUGGUCGUCGCCCCCAAUACACGACAACAUCAACAAAAUACACUUGUUAAAAGAUGUCAGAAGGCCAUGUUCGUAUUCUUCGUACACCUGGUCACCAUGGAUAUGGUGUCAAAUUUUCCCCAUUUAAUCCCAAUCUUGUUGCUGUUGCAACAGGACAGAAUUUUGGAUUGUCAGGCAGAGGAAGGUUGAUCCUGUCAGAUCUUUGUCUUCCGGAUGACGGUGUGGUGAGCAGCUCCGAAUGGAGUGAUGCUUUGUUUGACCUGGCUUGGAGUGAGCAAUUACCCAAUAACAUCGUUAGUGCAUCAGGAGACGGCACAUUGCAGCUUUGGGAUACAGCCAAGCCACAGGCUCCUCUGAUGGUGUACCAAGAGCAUUUGAAGGAAGUUUAUAGUGUAGAUUGGAAUCAAACACAAGAGCAUCAGUUCAUCUCUGCUUCAUGGGACACAACAUUAAAACUGUGGGAUCCCAGUCAUGGCAGGUCUGUAGUGACAAUGACAGGUCAUGAAUCACUUGUGUAUCAAGCUGUUUGGUCUCCUCAUUUGUCUGGCUGUGUUGCAUCAGCUGCAGGUGAUGGAACAUUAAGAAUAUGGAACGUAAAAAGAAGCUCUCGGCCAUCAAUGACAAUACGUGUUUGUGAUGGCGAAGUUCUUAGCUGUGAUUGGUGCAAGUAUAAUGAAAAUAUUGUUGCCACAUCAACCACUGAUUCCAAUAUCUUUGGAUGGGAUCUGAGACAUCCUGGACAACCUAUCUAUAUUCUCCAUGGACAUGAAUAUCCAGUGCGCAGAGUGAAGUUUUCUCCCUUCGUCGAGACUCAGUUAGCUUCAGUUUCCUAUGAUUUCACUACAAGACUUUGGGACCACACAGUGCCCUCUCCCUGCUUGGAAGUGAUGAAGUAUCACACUGAGUUUGUGUAUGGCCUGGACUUCUCUAAUCAUAAACAGGGUGUAAUGGUAGACUGUGCAUGGGAUCAAACUGUUGCAAUAUAUCAAACAGGGAAGCCCCACCCCAGUGCACCUGAACUUUCAAAAUGAAGUUUUAAGCUUUGAAAUAAAGAUUUAAAUUAGAAUGGCCUACUUUACUUUUCUGAAAUGUUAUAUUGAUUACAGGUCUUGUUAUUUUUGUAAUUCAUCCUUCAUUCACUAAGAUAUGUACAAAUUCAACUAAAUGUGAUAACCACAUUAAUGUAUAUACUGUAUUAUGAUAAUCAUGUAUAAAGCUGUACAGAAAAAUUAUAGUAAAU
Molecule: messenger RNA, 1342 nt
Organism: Procambarus clarkii (red swamp crayfish)
Lineage: Eukaryota; Metazoa; Arthropoda; Malacostraca; Decapoda; Cambaridae
Gene: Pex7
Product: Peroxin 7
Biological process (GO): protein import into peroxisome matrix
Cellular component (GO): cytosol; peroxisomal matrix
Molecular function (GO): protein binding
Source: RefSeq, a predicted model, not a curated record